This is a messenger RNA of Parnassius apollo (apollo), 696 nucleotides long. NCBI's taxonomy places the organism in Eukaryota, Metazoa, Arthropoda, Insecta, Lepidoptera, Papilionidae. The record is from the annotation of a GenBank genome assembly.
AUGCAUCGUCUUUUUGCUGAGCUGGAGCCAUCUUUAACCGUCACAGAGCAAAACCUGGCAGACCGAGUUCGGUAUAUCUUGCGCUCAAAUAUAUUUGAUGUCGCCGAACUCGAACGGCUACGACGUGAGGCUGUUCUCUCGUCGGAUGAGAAUGCUACGGCUGAGGAUGCGGCGCCACAAAUGGAACUGGAAUUAGAGCAUAUGAGGAGUACAUUGGAAGAGGCGAUUAUAGAAACGCGCAGUACGCCUCUCGAAAAUCGACCGCGACUUCCCCGCAUAGCCCUAAGCAAGCGGAAUCGGGCUGGGCUGAGGGCUCUGAACCCAAUGCUGGUGACCUAUUUGGAAGCCAGCCGGGACCUUUGCGAGACGGACUCAAUUCUUUUUGGCGCCGCGCUGGCAGUCUGCCGUAUCAUAGGCGCCAAGGUUUCCACGGCUGGACGCGCUACUGGCCAUAGUAGCGCUAUCCCAGCAUGGAGAAGAAGAAUAGAGGAACGUAUCGCAAAGGCUAGAGCUCUCAUCGGCAGACUGAUAUGCUUCAGAUCAGGCAACAACAGGCCAAGAAUUGUGCGCACCGUCAGGAUGGCGUUUGCUGGGACAAAUGUCAGUUUGUCCCAGCCGGAUAUAACGCAAAAACUGACGGAGCGCAUAGAUGAUCUGAAGCAGAGAAUCGAUGCUUCGGGAAAGCGGAUUCGGUGA